AUUGUGGGCUGUUAACUGGAAAUUCCUUUUUCGAGUCGAAAAUAGUUUUGUUUGAGUGCUCAUUGUUUAUUGUUAAUGUUCUUUUCUUAUUUUUCUUACAAAAGUAUGGUGCAAACAUAUGGAUUUGUCUUCAGUUUUUACUAAUAUUAAAUUUUCCAUCAUUUAUCAUAAACGAUAGUGAUAUUAUUAAGCAAAAUGUCAAGUAGUUCCGUAGAAGAUAUUCCCGAGUGCAAAGACUUAUUCACUCAAGAUGGGGUACUCCUUAAAGCUUGCAUCGGGCGUCCUGUCACAGACCUCAAUUCAAUUGGGAUGUUAUGCAUAGUUCAGAAUGGGGACAACACUAAAUGUAUUGAGUGGCGACCCAAUGACUUGAUCACAAUUGAUUCUGAUACGCAGGACCAAGAAUGGGCUGUGGUCAACACUAUUGUUUACUACGGCAAUGAAGGCGUGAACGGCAAGCGUGAUGUGUCCGAAGAAGUGGCUGAUCUGUUGACCAAGAGUAUGAGUGCCUUGGAAGACGCGACGACAGUGACGAAGAACGAUGAAUACGAGUACCUAUUGGACUACUACCCGUGGCAUAUGACGCACUCUGAACUACGAGCUUUGCACAAAAAGAAGACCGAAGAAUAUUUCUCCAUGAAGCUGCAAUGGAAAUCCAUGACCGAAGGCCAGGAAGCGAGGUUCUCAGAGUACAGAGACAGGAAGAGUUUGGUAGAAAAGGAUGUCAAUAGGACUGAUAGGACACACCCUUUCUUCGCUGGUGAUGACAAUCCUAACCUGGUGCACCAACUGCUGCAGCUGCAGCAGCUGUUGUCGUUCGCGAGCCCGCAGCUGGCGCGCCACCUGGCGGCCAAGGACUCGGGCAACAUGUACUUCUGCUUCCGACUCUGGGAAGUGCUAUGGACGGGGUUGCCAUGCAGCAAUUUCCACUUGUUGAUCUGUGUUGCCAUACUCGACGCGGAGAAAGACAGUCUCAUAAGCAGAGAUUGUGGAUUUACAGAAAUACUAAAACACGUAAACGACCUAUCAAUGUGCCUGGACGUAGACAGGAUACUGAGUUCCGCCGAAGGUAUCUACCACCAGGUGGUCUCCGCCCCAGAUCUGAACGACCAGAUCAGGGUCAUACUCGGUCUACCACCCGUCGGGGCCACCAGUAGUACCCAGGGUAAUGACGAUGAAGAAGAGACUCCACAGGACAACGGUACGGGUGAAACGAGCGAAGGCUCCGCGUAUGGCAAAGAUAUGGAGGAAGAUACACUCGAAUAUGACGGGAUUCAAUUGUAUAUUGUAUCGAAAACAGUGUGGGCAUUGCUCGCCUAAGGUCUGUACAUUUAAAUAAACAAUUACGAUAAUAGACUGGAAAGAGUGAUAUUUUUUAUACUUUUAUAAUAGGAAUUUUGGAAAUUAUGAUUGCCUCCUAUUUGAUAUUGCUAGGGCAAAUAGGGAUGAUGACUAAUUUUUUUUUCUUCAUUUAUCGGGUACAAUAUCAAAAAGUAUUGGACACGUAUUUUUGCUUUUUUCACAUAAUAUAAACAUUGCAGAGAUAUAUUGAUUUCAAAAGUCGCAUGACGUUACGUUUGAGUACACUUAUAAGUGAAAAUUCACUCAAAAGUGACGUCACGAGCCCCUACUCCCAAACUUUGACGCGCUAUAACUUUGUCAUUUUUUGCCAAAGAAAAUAUACGUGUCCAUUAGUUUUUGAUCAUCUAACUGACGGACUAAAUAGAAUUUCGUUUACUGUACCCCGUCAUCACCCCUAUUGUGCUUUGUACUAAUCGCAAAAAAGUAGCAUAGCAGUAGAUUGCAUUGUUGUUUUUCUCCCGAACUAUUGAUUCCUUAUAAUUUUUUUUUUACUAGAAAAUAAGCAACUAUUUGGGUUUCGGACAGGACACGAACUUGUGUCUUUCGCUGUCGGGGCGGAUGCACUAACCGCUGUGCUACCGAGACCUUAAUGAUUGAUCGUGGCGAAUUUCUUCUAGUAUAUCUUUGGCUACAAGGCCUUUAUAAUUUGUUUAUUCCUUAUUAUUUUUUUUCUUAGAAAAAAUUCAACUCUGUCAAGGUUUCGGGCAGGACUCGAACUUGCGUCUUCCGCUGUCGGGGCGGGUGCACUUACCGCUGUGCUACCGAGACUUUAAUGAUUGAUCGUGUCGAAUUUCUUCUUGUAUAUCUUUGGCUGCAAGGCCUUUAUAAUUUGUUUGUAGUGAUAUUUAUAUACCGCAAAAAUUCAAAGUGUAGAUGUUAAUUCACAAUUCUGCGACAUCCAAUGUUUAGAUUUGGUUCCUAUUUCAAGUAUUAUGUUGUAUAUUUAACGGUGCGACCUCAGAUACGGCAAUACAUUUAUCAGUUAAAUGAUGUCUGGGACACCUUUAGUUGCUUGAUACUGUUAUGAUAGGUUCCGAAAAACUGUCCCGAAAAUGUUGUUAUGUUAAAUGAUAAAACGAUGUUGUUUGUACGAGUAAUUUAUUGCUACUGUUCAAUUCACUUAAUAAAAGGCAUAACGAGUCGCGCGCAGCGCCCACGUUAGCAAAAUACUUAAACAUAUAGAAUUGUACUGGUUUGCCCGUACAAAUGAGAUAUGAUGAUGCUGUUUCUUCCCUUAUGAUUGAGAAAAAAAAUAGGACAACACUUUACUGGCAAGCAUUAUGUUUAAAUAAUAACACCUUUAAGGUCGACAGUAAAUAAUUUAUUAUUGCAAUAGAAAUGUUAGUAAAAACAUAUUAAUUAAAUUGGCAGCUAAAACUGAGGCCCAAACACGAAUUUUAACAGCUAAUCUAAUCUGACAGCUAAGCUAAUAUGCUGUAAUCGUAUCGCAUCGUCAAAGUUUCUAUGAAAGCUAAGCAGCGCCCCUAGCGGACGUAAGAACAAACUGACUCCUUCCAAACAAAAUUUGAUGAUGACGCUGCGAUUAUGGUGCUGUCAAAAUUUGUACUUGGCCUCUGUUAAUUUGAAUAAACUAGUAUUCUGUCUCUUACAACGAAAUCAAAAUUAUCAUUUGUCAGUCAGAGACAAGACCAUCGCAAUGUAGCCUAAUCUUCACACAACAUCAUUUUAUUUUUAAGCAUACAGCACAGCUAUAUGUUUAAAUCUAAAGAAAAAUCCCUCGCAGCUCAAGAAAUACUAGAAGUAACUCGACGGGGGCAUUAAAGGUCGCGGUAGCAUAAUCAGUGCAUCCGCCUGGAUAGCGGAGCGUGCGGGUUUGAGUCCCGUCCGCUGUCUGGAACGCAUGCAUUUUUCUCUAAUAAAAUUUGCUUUAGAUUUAAAUAUCAUUCUAGUUUUGGCAAAACCCAUCUUUAUGCCGCAUUUACAUUUGGUCGUUAGCCCGUAUUCGGGUGCACGAAUGAUAUUACCCGAAUUCGGGCACCCGAAGCAAUAUUUACACUGAAAUACGGUGUCGGGUAAAAAAAGGAAAUCUACCUAAUACGGGCGUACUCCACCUCGUUCAUUUACCCGAAUUCCAUUGGCACUCGUAAUCGGGCUAACGGCCAAGAGUAAUCGCGCCGUUGUUUUCGUGAAAAAUAGUCUUAUGGCCAGUGUCAAUGAAUCGCGCCAGGAAGUUAUAGACCUAUUUGAGCAUCGUAACCUAGAUUUAAAAUAUUAUUUUGAUUAAAAUAACAACUGUUGCUAAGCAACGAAGCAAUGCCUUUUACUGUAGUUUGAUUAUAAUAAAAUUUGUGGUAAAAAAACAAUAGUAUUGUUGUUUUGUUUAACCCACCAACUAUUUUCUUGCCAUUAAUGUUGGGAAGUAGCUUAGGUGGCACCAUUGACCGACCGAACCAAUGAUCGACAUCCCACUCUGCAUUGAAAACAACAGUAAGCCACCGAUCGCUAAAUAUGGCAACAUCGAGAUUAAGAGGGGAGGCGGGCAGUGAUUUGUCCAUACAGUCGUUCUUGACAGAUUCAUUCCUUAAUGUUUAUUACUAAAGAAAUUAUUUUCAUAUAUAUAAAACUCAAAGGUGAAUGACUGACAUAGUGAUCUUUCAACGCACAGCCCAAACCACUGGACGAUCUGGCUGAAAUUUGGCAUACAGGUAGAUGUUAUAUACGUAGGCAUCCGCUAAGAAAGGAUUUUGAUCAAUUCUACUAUUUCAUUUCUUAUAAAUAUAUCUAAUUUUCGAGGAGGAAAUCAUCGAGAGCUAAACCUUGAAUUUUGCCAUUUUUAUACGAAAUUUUCAGCGUUAGCUACUGUUGGUUCUAUCGCACGGUAUUUGCCAAUGCGCGCGACAGCAAUAGUUCUUUCAAAUACUUAUUUCUCAGCUCGCGUCCUCUCUUAAAGACACUCGGUGUUAGCGAUCGGCCGGCCACCCACUUUGAUUGGUCACAGAAAAAUGUCGACCAUUUGCUCUUGUCUGUGAUUGGUCCCACUACGAUACUCUGGCAAUAUUAUUUGAUGUAAACUAUUCUUAAAUCUUCUUUACCCACCUGCGCCUUAAGGAGGAUAUUGUUGUUUUUCAAAUAGGAGACAUAUUUUCCAUUUAUGUAAUUGAUUGAUGUUCAUAUGUAUUCGCCAGCCUAUCAGAUCUUCAUAGUUUUUUUGUUAAUCCUAAAAAGCCAAUUGGAAGCUGUGUAUGGUUGAUUGUGCCACAUUAACAGAAUUAUUCCUAUUUUAGUAUAAAUACAAUUUGUAUUAAUUAUUAUGGUGUUCUUUAACUGUUACGAUGCAAUUAAAUAGCAUAACAUUAUUUUAAUUCCUAUUAACUAUUUGUGGUGAUUAAAAUUGAUGAUUUAUGUUGUGUAGUAAAUUUUAUUGUAUAAUGAAAAAGUGGAUGCCUUGUGAUUUAUAUUAAGCAAAUAAAAAUGUAAGUUACAUUAUUUUAAUUGAAAAUUAUGAUUUAUGUAAGAGAGGAUUUCAUCAAAUUUAAUUGAAAUUAGAUAUAUUAUAGUUUUAGUUAUUUGAAACAGAUGAUUGUGUGUAGAUUUAUUACAAAAACAAUCUUUGUAACUUUAUCUACUUACAUACUUCAACUACAAAACUUUCAUCUCUAUAAAAUUUUCCCUACUUUUAAAUAAUCAAUUAUAUAUAUGUGAUGAUUAUCUAUUAAACACAAAUGCAUAUUAAAAGUUAUGUUUCCUUUAUCAAAUUGUAUUAAAAUUUUGCAAAUCAUAUGUUCUGUUUCAUUGUUUAGUAGGUACCCUUUUCAUAGUUGUGAUAGAUAUUAACCUAUUAUGAGUUUUCCAGAAAGCCAUUUCGCCUUCCCCCUUAAAUACAGGUUUUUGGAGAAAAGACCCUCAACACGCAAAUUAUAUAUCAAAAAUUCAAUAGUUACUACAGAGUAUGUAUUUCUGCAACAUUAUCUAUUACUGGAUCAACAUCGUCGCAUGCGGUGUCUUUGCAACGCCUUAGUUAAUCUUCUUACAGAACUUUGUUUUAAAUGGCAUCUCUUAUCUAUUAGACAAGUCCGUCUGUCUGUGGUGCUGUUUCAGCGGUCAGACCGUAAGAGAUAGAUAAAGAGAAUAUUUAAGUUAUAAGUUAAGAAUAGUCUGAUAAGACUACAAACCGGAUUUGAGUAACGUAGCACUUCCGGUUUUCGAGAAAUCAGGUUUUGGUGAACAUUUGGAUCACUGGUUUGCUAUUUAUAUUACUAAGGUGCAAACAAUUAAAUGGAUAAAUUAACAACAGGGCUCAAGUAAGUUCUACUGCAAUCAAGGAUGCGGCAGUGUGAUGUCGCUUGGCAACUAAACUUGCCGAACUGAGGAGCUCGAUGGCGCAGGUGGUUAGCGCGUUCGGCUGCGAUGGUUGAAGUUAAGCAACUUUCGCAGAGGUCGGUCAUUCGAUGGGUGACCAAAAACUUCUAUCUCGAGUACCUCCGUGCUUCGGAAGGCACGUUAAGCCGUUGGUCCCAUCUGCUGUCGUUAGCACCCGCCAAUCAGCACUGGGCCCUCGUGGCGGGUCAUGGCCUGUUCCCCAGCAGUGGGGACAUUAAUAGAUGAUGAUGAUGAUGAUGAACUGAACUUGAGCCGUUUUUCGGGUCGAAGAGUAUACCAGCGGUUCCUGGAGACCGGUGGCCAUGACCGGAGGAAUGGGUCUGGUAGACGUCGCUGAACUUCAGAGAAAGACGACCGAUUCAUGGUAUCGACAUCUAAGAAAUCUUUUCUCUAAUGCUGUUGAGUUGCAACAACAGCCCCAGGCAACUCGCAGAACAACCGUGCGCGUUUCUAUGGUUAGACAAACAUUGAGAGAGAAGAAGAUAGCGGUUCAUAGAGCUGCUACGGGUCCAAAAUUGACCGCAGAGCAUCGGCGAGCCCUUAUGCAGUUUGCUCGCAACCAUGUCAAUUGGACUCUUGACCUAUGGAGAGGUGUUCUCUUCUCAGACGAGAAGAGAGUGUGCCUUUUCUCCAACGAUAGACGCAGAACAGUGUACAGAAGACAGGGGGAACGUUUCGCCCAAGCCUGCAUCCAGGAGACCGUGGAAUACGGGGGCGGUUCCUGUAUGUUUUCGGGCGGCAUGUCGGCCGUAAAACCGGCGUUGGAAACAUCUCCCGGACUGAAGUGCUCGCGGGCAAGGGUCGCUUACUGCUUACUGGUACGUCACAGAAAUCCUGGAAGAGCAUGUGGUCCCCUAUGCCAGUUUUGAGAAGUUCAGCUCAGCAAAAAGCUUAAAGCAAAACUGUCGUAGUUCCACUAGAAUGCUUGCUAAAAUGCUUUCGUUUAUUUUUCUGUACAAUAAUACUAGCAAGAGUGCCCAUUAUAGGGAAUCAAAAUGCAGGUGAACAAUUAAUGUGUAUUUCACAUUAUGUAAUGAAAGGUGACUCUAUGAAUCAUCUCUGAAGUCGUUUUUCAACUUGAGGACUCUGUAAUAAUAAAACAGGGGGAAAAAAACAGCCCUUGUGGAGUUUCUUGCUGGUUCUUCUUAGAACAAGGUCUCCCACCGUAGAUUUAUGAACUGAUGGUGUAGCUUCUAGGCAUUCAUGAGUGCUUGUUACAGCCUUAACUGAAUCAAUGAUUUUGAUUAAGAUUAUUAUGAUAAUACUCAAUUUUAUCAUCACCUCAAAUUUGCUAUUAAAUAAGAGACUAAAAACAUUUGUGACAAUAAAAGUCAUUUGCAUUGCUUUCCAUAAUAUUAUUUAACACAACUAAGAAAAUGAGAUCAUUAUAAAAUUUUGUACUUCUGAAUAUAUGCCAAUGUUUACCUAUUUAAAAUUUUACAAACUUAAAACAUUCAUUGGCAUUUGUGAGUGGGAUUUCAAGUGAACAUUUAGACCAUACCGAGUCUGAUAUGACUUGUCACAUAAAUGACAAUGGAAAUUCUUUACCCCUGUGUGAGUCAAAGAGUGUCUUUGCAGUUCAGAUUUUGAGAAAAACCUCUUUCCGCAACUGUCACAACCAUACUUUUUCUCUUUCAGAUGGUUCUUACGAAUAUGAGAACUCCUGGAGCUGGAUGAUAUAAACGUGGCAUUGCAAACUUCACAUUUAUGAUUUCUUGUUCUCUUGUGAUUCCAUAGUACAUGGGAGUGGAGACCACCAGGAACCUUAAAUUUCUUUGGGCAAUAUUUGCAACUGUAAGGAUGGUUGUUACUGUGUGUUAACAUGUGGAUCCUAAUAUAUCCGGGUGGAUAAGAUUUGCCACACUGAUCACACUGCCUGAGCACUCUCUCGGACUUGCCUUUAUCCUUUUUGGUUUUAUUGGGCUGGCAAGAGUGAGCAUUCAAAUCAUUCAAGUUAUAAAAGCCAUCCCAGCAGUUUUCACACAAGUAUGGCCUCAUGUGCAACUUUCUAUGCAGGACUAGGGAGCGAAAGUCAUCAAACUUCUCAUUACAGUAUUCACAAUCUCUGCCAACUGUACAUUUCACAGUAUGACUACUGUUGCAAUGCUCACCGAGUGCUUUUACUGAAGAAAAGUCAGCUUUACACUCCACACAAAAUAAUGUUUGUAUUUCAUUUUCUGUGUCGAUCACUAGUGACUUUCUCGUCUCUCCUCUGCCCUUUCUUUUCUUUUCCUUAUAAUUAUUUGUUUGUGAUUCUUCUCCAUGGUCAGACUCAUAAAUUAACUCACAAUAAUUGUCAACAUCCGUUUCUAAAUUUACUAUGUUCUCAGCCAACUGCUUUGCACUAUUUUCUAUGAGAACUUUGAAGGAAUAUGUUAUUGUUAGUUGAUGAACACAAUUGAUGCAAAUAUUUUGUGGAUAUGAUUCGUCCAGAGAAACCUGGAAAUUUAUAAUAAGAUCAUUAUCUAAUAAGUCAAAAUUUCACUAAAUAUUAAUAGAUGCUAGAUUUGCACAGGCAGAGUAUAGAUUUGAUAAUAUUCAUCAAGUAACCUUGUAAUCAUAAAAGUUUUCUAAAAUUUCGGAGAAACGUAUAUCUUCACCGGCAAUUUUGAUGCAACUAUGUAUAUGGCGCAUAUGAUUAUCACUGCCCAGACAUGUCCUACACUUAUCUACUAGAUUCAUUGUUUUCAUGAAACAAAAUAAUCUGUUUUUAUUUAACACUAAAACAUAUAAAUUAAGAUUAGAUAUUGAUUGUUAAAAAUUAGGUUGUCCAUGUCAAAGUUGACUAAUGUAUGUUU
Chilo suppressalis (striped riceborer) is the source of this 8501-nucleotide messenger RNA. The record is from the annotation of a GenBank genome assembly. NCBI's taxonomy places the organism in Eukaryota, Metazoa, Arthropoda, Insecta, Lepidoptera, Crambidae.